This is a messenger RNA of Thecamonas trahens ATCC 50062, 1405 nucleotides long. Its product is annotated as bifunctional arginine demethylase and lysyl-hydroxylase JMJD6. Bases 83 to 1198 code for a protein of 371 amino acids. Gene Ontology annotation, biological process: phagocytosis. Gene Ontology annotation, molecular function: histone H4R3 demethylase activity; P-TEFb complex binding. The transcript is spliced from 2 exons. Gene Ontology annotation, cellular component: cytoplasm; nucleus. The record is from RefSeq and is a predicted model, not a curated record. NCBI's taxonomy places the organism in Eukaryota, Apusomonadida, Apusomonadidae.
AGGCGGGAGAGCACCGCGAGAGAUAGAUAGAGAGAGAGAGAGAGAGAGAGAUAGAGUCAGAGGGAGGGAGAAGAACAGGAAGAUGUCUGCCUGUGAGUCCACCAUUGUCAACUCUACCGAGGAGCUGCUUGCGGAGGUCGAGGUGGAACAAGCCGAGUCCCGCGAGGACUUUGAACUGCGUGUGCGCAAGAUCAAGAAGCGAGUGAACCCGGACGUGUCGUCGCGCAAGUGGGGCGUGAAGCGCCAUGCCGAUGUGCCGGAAGAGGUGCUCCGCGGGAGUGGCGAGCUGGAUCACCUACUCCCACGGUUUGACGCGCGAACAAUGACCGAGGCCGAGUGGUUUGCCUUUGAGGCGCUCGACCGGCCGUGCGUAAUCGAGAAUCUGAUGGACGACUGGAAGGCGCCGGCCAAGUGGACGCCGCGACGGUUCAUGCGCAAGUACGCCGACAAGACCUUUGACGUCGGCUCGUUUAACUACACAGACAUGACAUGGGCGCAGUUUGUGCGGUACGCGCUGACCAACGACGACGACUCGCCGCUGUACGUCUUUGAUCCGUACUACGGGAGCAAGUAUCCCAAGCUGCUGCAGCAGUACACCGUCCCGCGCUUCUUCCGCGACGACUACCACCAGUAUGCCGGCGAAAAGGAUCGCCCACUCUACCGCUGGUUCCUCGUCGGGCCCAAGCGGUCCGGAACGGGCAUCCACCAGGAUCCCGGCAACACCUCGGCGUGGAAUGCGCUGGUCAUGGGCCAGAAGCGGUGGGCCUUCUUCCCGCCAAGCACCAAGGGCUCGGUGGUCAAGCCGCCCAAGGGCGCCGGUGACGAGGGCAUCGACUGGUGGCUCGACGUCUACCCACAGCUCCGCCCGCGCGCCGAGGAGCUUGGCAUGAUCGAGUAUACCCAAAAGGCCGGCGAGACGCUGUUUGUCCCGUGGAAGUGGUGGCACGUUGUCCUCAACACCGAGUUCACCGUCUCGGUCACCCAGAACUUUGCCUCGCGCGUCAACAUGCCGCACGUCUGGCGCUACACCAAGAAAUACCGCCCCAAGUACGGGCGCCGCUGGUACUUUAAGCUCCCGCCCGAGGUCCGCGACGCGCUCGACGUCUCCGACUUUGACUUGACCGGCCCGGUCGAGGGCUCCGACUCGAGCUCGAGCUCAAGCUCGUCGAGCUCCGAGGCGUCAUGGGACGGCGACUGAGCGCCGACGGCUGGCGCCGAGGCUUGCAGCGCGGCCAUCACAGCCGCGAAUGGAGCUUGGACGGCGCCGCCCGGACGACGGUGCCCUCGAUGUAACCCGCAGGGUCGUCGACCGGAAAGUACACCUCAUUGUUGUUCUCGAGGCCGAACCGCUGGAUGUCGUAGAGGAAGACAUGGAUGUUGGGCAUGAUAAACGUGAUCGUCUCCA